AACUUCCUGGUUUGGUGGCUUGGAGGCUGCUUCUCUUUUACUUGGAAGUCUCUGCUAGUGAUGGACCCAUACGUGAUUCAGAUGCACAGCAAGGGCAACCUCCCCUCAGUUCUGGAUGUGCAUGUCAACGUCGCUGGGAAAAGCUCCAUGCUGGGAAAAAUGAAAGGCAAGAAGGCCAGAUGGUCCGUGAGACCCUCGGAAAUGUCCAACAAAACUUUCAAUCCUAUUCGGGCCAUUGUGGACAGCAUGAAAGUGCAGCCAAACCCAAACAAGACCACGAUUGCUCUGUCAAUUGGGGAUCCUACUGUGUUCGGAAACCUGCCAACGGACCCGGAAGUUACUCAAGCAAUGAAAGAUGCCCUCGACUCCGGAAAGUAUAAUGGCUAUGCCCCUUCCGUUGGCUACCUAUCCAGUCGGGAGGAGGUUGCUUCUUAUUAUCACUGCCCCAAGGCACCCCUGGAAGCUAAGGAUGUCAUUCUGACAAGUGGCUGCAGUCAGGCUAUUGAACUUUGUUUAGCUGUGUUGGCCAACCCAGGGCAAAACAUCUUAGUUCCGAGACCUGGUUUCUCUCUCUAUAGGACCCUGGCUGAAUCUAUGGGAAUCGAGGUCAAACUCUACAAUUUAUUGCCAGAGAAGUCUUGGGAAAUUGACCUGAAACAACUGGAAUCUCUGAUUGAUGAAAAGACAGCUUGUCUUGUUGUCAAUAAUCCAUCAAAUCCUUGUGGGUCAGUGUUCAGUAGAAGUCAUCUUCGGAAAAUUUUGGCAGUGGCCGCAAGGCAGUGUGUCCCCAUCUUAGCAGAUGAGAUCUAUGGAGACAUGGUGUUUUCGAAUUCCAAAUUUGAGCCUCUUGCCACCCUGAGUAGCAACGUCCCCAUCCUGUCCUGUGGAGGGCUGGCCAAGCGCUGGCUGGUUCCGGGCUGGAGGUUGGGCUGGAUCCUCAUCCAUGACCGAAGAGACAUUUUUGGCAAUGAGAUCCGAGAUGGGCUGGUGAAGCUGAGUCAGCGGAUCCUGGGACCCUGCACUCUUGUCCAGGGAGCUCUGAAAAGCAUUCUGCAUCGCACACCUCAGGAGUUCUACCACAACACUCUAAGCUUCCUCAAGUCCAAUGCUGAUCUCUGCUAUGGGGCAUUGGCUGCCAUCCCUGGACUCCGGCCCAUCCGCCCUUCUGGGGCCAUGUACCUUAUGGUUGGAAUUGAGAUGGAACACUUCCCAGAAUUUGAGAAUGAUGUGGCGUUCACAGAGCGGUUAGUUGCUGAGCAAUCUGUUCAAUGCCUCCCGGCAACGUGUUUUGAGUACCCGAAUUUCUUCCGAGUGGUAAUCACAGUACCUGAAGUGAUGAUGUUGGAAGCCUGUAGCCGGAUCCAGGAGUUCUGUGAGCAGCACUACCACUGUGCUGAAGGGAGCCAGGAGGAAUGUGACAAGUAGGCCGGGGUCCAUUCUCCUGAGGAUGCAUCCCAUCCAGCAGGGGAGGGCUGGACUGAGCCCUGCUGCCCCUCAGGGAGUCAGGUUCUCCUGCUGGGAGAGGGCCCUCUCAGACCAUGCCAAGGAUCCAGAAUUGCUCCUGCUUUCCCCUGAUGAUAUCCACACACACACUCUGAAUCCCAGAUUUUCAUCUCACUCGGCUCUGCUGCAGUGACUCACUCAUUCAUUCAUCUGCCCCUCACCCACGAGACUUCUUCCUUUUUCUCUUGAGAGUACUAGCUGAACAAAGUUACCCAAAAAACAGUAGAGAUAAGAAAAUUAACAGUUCAGAAUCAGGAGAAACAAAAGGUUGAGGGAACUUGUAUCGCCAACCAUGUCCUCAUACUGUAAGUAAGAACACACUCUAUCCAGGAAGGUCUGAAGCCCAACUCUGUUACUGCCUCACAUCAAGUAUACCUCACUUUAUGCAACAGUGCUAUAAUGAAAGAAGCUGGGGACAUAUGUACUUGAUUAAUUCUAGAAAUGAGAGAAAUUUGCUAAUUUGAUGGAUUCCUUGCAGAAACUUUUCAUUAAUUUUUUUGUAGAGAAUUAUUUUUUGAUGCAAAUAAAUAUCCUUUAAUUGACUGACUUUUUAACUUUCGAUAUAUGUGUAUCACACUUUCUUAAAAUGAGGGCACAUCUGUAAUUUAAAAAAAGGGGGAAUCAGAGGACCUUCCAGAAAUGCUGCUGUGUAAAGGUCAUAAAUACCCUCACUUGUCACUGUUAUAGAAUCAUUAUUAAUUUUGCUGUAACAUUGAUAUUGAUUUAUUGGUAUAUAUAUUAUCUUUUCCUAUGUUUACUAAAAAAAUUUAUAUUAAGAUCUUUUAUUUUGCCAAGGGUAUAAAUUAUUGUUUUUCUUUUUUUAAAAAAUAAAGUUUACUAAGUAUU
This is a messenger RNA of Camelus dromedarius (Arabian camel), 2349 nucleotides long. RefSeq names its product tyrosine aminotransferase (gene TAT). Gene Ontology annotation, biological process: biosynthetic process; L-tyrosine catabolic process; L-phenylalanine catabolic process. The record is from RefSeq and is a predicted model, not a curated record. The transcript has 12 exons. NCBI's taxonomy places the organism in Eukaryota, Metazoa, Chordata, Mammalia, Artiodactyla, Camelidae. Gene Ontology annotation, molecular function: L-tyrosine:2-oxoglutarate transaminase activity; pyridoxal phosphate binding. Bases 61 to 1425 code for a protein of 454 amino acids.